Ostertagia ostertagi is the source of this 825-nucleotide messenger RNA. The record is from the annotation of a GenBank genome assembly. Lineage: Eukaryota; Metazoa; Nematoda; Chromadorea; Rhabditida; Trichostrongylidae.
AUGACCGACGCUGGUCACAUGCUGUCGGAUUUGCUGUCGUUCAUCAUCUCGAUAAUGGCCAUUCGAACAGCGCGGCAACCACCAAGCAAACGUCUUUCGUGGGGAUAUGAUCGAGCAGAAGUAUUGGGUGCGAUGAUUUCUGUCAUUAUCCUUUGGGUGCUCACAACGGUGCUGGUACUGUUGGCCAUUGAACGAAUUGUGAACAACAAGCUGUCUGUGGACGCUGAUGUGAUGCUGAUCACAGCUAGUGUUGGAGUUGGAUUCAACAUUAUCAUGGGUAUUGUGUUACAUUUUGGAAGUGGUGGACAUGGACACACUCAUGGAGGAGCCAGUCAUGGUCAUUCCCAUGGUGGCAAAAACGUCAACGUUCGAGCGGCGUUCAUUCACGUUAUCGGCGAUCUGAUCCAAUCGAUUGGUGUGCUUAUUGCAGCUCUAGUCAUCAAGUUCACUGGCUGGGAAUUGGCGGAUCCGAUUUGCACGUUCCUUUUCUCGAUAAUCGUAUUGUUCACCACGAUUCACGUACUACGAGAUAUCUUCUUUGUUCUCAUGGAAGCCACGCCCCGUCAUUUGGAUUUCAAUGCAGUGAAAGAGGAUCUCGCCGCCAUAAAUUAUGUUCAAAGUGUACAUGACCUACAUAUGUGGUCACUAAACAUGGAAAAGACUGCUCUUUCAGUACAUCUUGCAAUUGAUUCGUCAGAACACGCUCUCAGUACGGUAACUGCGGCGCGUACAUUGAUUCGACAAAAGUACGGUAUUUCCAAAGCUACCGUACAAGUGGAAUCUUACGAUAAGAGCAUGAACUCAUGCGAUCAGUGUUUGACGUAA